Messenger RNA from Acaulospora colombiana, 204 nucleotides. Lineage: Eukaryota; Fungi; Glomeromycota; Glomeromycetes; Diversisporales; Acaulosporaceae. The record is from the annotation of a GenBank genome assembly.
ACCAAGAUUGAAUACUACAGUUCUUCUUCAUCAGCUCCUGUGUCGAAAGCAUUGCUGAAUAGGUGCACCGGCUGGGUUACGAAGUCGGACGAGCUUGUUGCCGCCAGGUUGGGCACCGUGAAAACAGAAUGCGAUGAAUGGGCCUCUUUUAUUACCGCUUUACGCAGAGAUUGUAUCUUGUUUCCACCUGAUGACUUGCAUUGA